GCCAGUCGCUUCGUGUGUUCGCGCGCAGUUGUUGUUACGCGUCACAUUGUCGUGUUCGCUCUCUAUCGUGUGCUGUGUUUACAAUAGUGUUAUUGUUAUUGUACCAAAAUAUACCAGCCAGUGAUCAGUGUCGGUGACGAAGUGUGGAUAAUUACAUUGAGUAGUGUACGAUAGGAUUAUUUGUGUGCCAUUAUUGUGGUCGGGAAGGAGCAGACAGCCACGGCAGGCGCCGAGCUCAGCUCGGAAGAUGGUGUGUGUGUACAGCGGGUGCGGGCGCAGCGGCGCGGCGUGAUGCGCGCGCAUGCGUGUCACGGGUUCGCGCGGGCGGCGGCGGCGUGUGCGCUGCUGCUCGCCUGCGCGCACGCUGCAAGCGUCCUCGAAGUCGCACCGGGAAUAUGCCAAAGUCUAGACAUCAGAAACAAUCUAGGAGAGUUCCAGAAUUUACAAGGAUGCCGCGUGAUCGAGGGUUAUCUGAACAUCGUUCUCAUGGAGCAUGUCACGGCCAACGAUUUCGCGAACCUCAGCUUUCCACUUCUGCGAGAGGUCACUGGAUAUAUUACGAUUUACAGAAUGAGAGCCGUUCGCAACUUGGGCGACUUGUUUCCGAACCUCUCGGUUAUACGUGGGAUACAACUUUACAAGGACUUUUCCCUCGUCAUAUUCGAUAAUGAAGACCUUGAGAUGCUGGGCCUACGUUCGUUGACAACUAUUGAACGCGGUGCGGUUCGGAUACAGAACAACGACCGACUGUGCUACACCAACAGCAUUGAUUGGAACCGCAUCAUCUUGGACGGAAGCGCUCAAAACAAUAAGAUUGGGUCAAACUACGAUACUCGGUUAUGUGGCCUGUGUCCGAACAGGAACACGGGCGACCACCAAUGUCAGACCGAUGCGUCCGGUCGGCAGCUGUGUUGGGACGACAAGCAUUGCCAAAAAGUGUGUCCCCUCGCGUGCGGUAAGCGGCCUUGCAUGGCGGAUGGUGUGACGUGCUGCCAUCGCGAAUGCCUAGGCGGCUGCGACGGAGAGAAGGCGUCCGAUUGCCACGUUUGCCGCCACUUCUCCAUCCUCGAUGGCAAAAACCGCACCUGCACUAAGAGCUGCCCUUCUGGCUUUUAUGAGCUGGUACGUCGCUGCGUAACAGAGGAAGCAUGUCGCAAGCUGCCACCGCCGACCACCUCGCAGACUGAGACUGAUCCGCCCGCUUACAAGAUCUUUAACAAUACCUGCAUUUUGACGUGCCCUACUGGGUAUAAGGAGGAGGGCAAACUGAAUCCUCGCUGCGAGCCGUGCGCGCCUUCGGGAUGCAAUCGAGAGUGUCCUGGCGGAAAGAUAGACUCCAUCGAUUCCAUCGAGGCAUUUCGCGGCUGCACGCAUCUUAAAGGCUCUUUGGAGAUCUCGCUGCGCGCUGGUGGUGGAAACACAACGGCGCUGUUGGAAUCGGCACUGGGUGACAUACGUGAAAUCCACGGUGGAUUAAAAGUAACGCGUUCCAACCCGCUCGUCUCGCUGAUGUUUCUUAAAAAUAUUGAACGCAUCUACGCCAACCACGAGGAAAACAAUAAGGCUCAAAGUCUUCAUAUAUUCAACAAUGCGAAUCUCGAGUUACUUUGGGACUGGGAUAAAAUAAGCAAGAACUUUAGUAUAGAACUAGAUCGAGUGCACAUACAUUUCAACCCAAAACUAUGUUACCAGAGGAUAGAACCGCUAAAAAGGAUAAUGAAAAGGAAUUUCACCGACAUUGAAGUGUCAGAGGAGAACAACGGUGACCAGGCAUCGUGCUACCACGAUGUACUUAACCUGAAGGUGCACAUGCUAUUGAAGAACCUGGUAAUACUGACGUGGAAUUCGUACUGCUUGCCCGACGCGCGCAAGCUCCUGGGCUACUCCAUCUACUACACUGUCGCUAACAAUAAUGUUACUCACUACGGACAAAGAGAUGCUUGUUCAGAUUCAUGGAACAUCCUUGAUGUGACGGUAGAAGAUUUGCGUCGCAGCAACUCUACUAUGGACCCGGACAUUAGUCAAACGAUUGACUCUCUACAGAACCCUUGCAAGAAUCUGCAACCAGCUUUUCACCCUGUUACCCAACUUACACCAGACACGCGCUAUGCGGCCUACGUCAAGACAUAUACCACAGUUCAGGACAAGAAAGGCGCGCAAAGCCCUAUUAUUUACUUUACUACUCUACCUGGACGACCAAGUCCGCCGCAGUCGCUAACAGUGGAACCGCAAGGGCCGCAUUCAGUGUAUAUCCAAUGGCAGCCGCCAGCUAUGCCUAAUGGGACUAUUACGCGUUACUAUGUCGAGAUACAGGCCAACACGUAUAAUCGCGACACCAUCAUCACUAGCAAAACUAACUUCUGCGACAAUCCAAACGCCCUAGCGAACCUGAUCGCAGUCCGCGGCGAGAAAUCGCCCGAGAAGCAAGAAGAAAAGCCUAAAGAGGUUAAGAACGACACGUGCGACUGCACUAAGAAUUCUGGUGGCACCAAGUUCACUUCUAAGGCGGAAGAGGAGCGGUGGGAAAGCAUUCAAUUUGAAAAUGCACUGCAGAACCAGGUUUACGUGAAAACUGAAAAGAACAAAACACAUCCAGCCCGUCGCGUUCGAACGCGACGAUCCAUCGAAGAUGAAAGCCUGAGUACCCUGGUGAUAUUGAGUCGCAACAACAAACCUAUUCUCGGCAUGAACUAUACCAACUCUACGGAAGGAGUGAAGUGCAGUCGCAUCGAGCCUAACGUAUGCGUCGUAAAGGACAAUAGUACAGGGUACGUGAAGUCGCUGUACUACGUGCUGGACAAGAAUACGGAGUCAUUAAAGGUGGACCAUAUGCGGCAUUUCACUUGGUAUACGGUGAACGUGUGGGCGUGUCGAGCUAAGCAGGCCAACGAAUCUGAUGCUGAUUAUGCCGACGCCUGGUGUUCUGACCGCGCUUACAACACUUUCCGGACGCAAGAGCUAUUGAACGCAGACGUAGUUCGCGACGUGCGUGCAACGAUAAUUCCUUCAAACCGCACAUUGCCCGAGGUUAACGUGACGUGGUCGCCGCCUCUCAACCCCAAUGGAUUUGUUGUUGCCUACAAAGUGCACUAUUCACCCAUCGAGGACGGCGCUCAGACCCAAUACGUACGUCUCCAAAUAUGCGUAGCGGCAUCCGAGUGCCGCAAUCAAACAUGCCGUACAGUGCUGCAGAACGUCCUACCCGGCAAUUACAGCGUUGGCGUCAGUCCCAUCACUGUGCACGGGGCAGGCAACAGUUCGACGAAGGCGUUCUUUUACAUCGAGGAAAAAACAGCAGGCCAUGAAUGGGUUUGGGGAGUAGUGGGUGGUUGCAUUAUUCUUACCAUGAUACUGGCCAUCGGCAUCUGGUACGCCAAGCGAGGGUUCCUGCAACCGGCCGAAGCCAACAAACUGUUUGCUACCGUUAACCCCGAAUACGUCUCGACUGUGUACGUACCAGACGAAUGGGAAGUGCCGCGAGCGAAUAUCGAGUUAAUCAGGGAACUUGGACAGGGAUCUUUUGGCAUGGUGUACGAAGGAAUCGCAAAGGGAAUUGAGAAAGGCAAAGCGGAAACUCGAUGCGCUGUGAAAACUGUCAAUGAACAUGCCACUGACAGGGAGCGUAUCGAGUUCCUAAAUGAGGCCUCGGUAAUGAAGGCGUUCGACACUCAUCACGUGGUGCGACUGCUAGGUGUGGUGUCCCGUGGCCAGCCCACACUUGUCGUUAUGGAGCUGAUGGAGAACGGAGACCUAAAGACAUAUUUGCGCAGUCAUAGACCUGACAGCGAGUCUUCGCUGCCGAAAAAGGAUAACACAUCAAAUCCGCCUACAUUACAAAACAUUUUACAGAUGGCUGUAGAAAUAGCCGACGGUAUGGCCUAUUUAUCGGCCAAAAAAUUCGUGCAUCGCGACCUAGCGGCGCGCAACUGUAUGGUCGCCGGGGACCUCACGGUCAAAGUGGGGGACUUCGGCAUGACCAGAGACAUUUAUGAGACUGAUUACUAUAGGAAAGGCACCAAGGGCCUACUGCCCGUACGGUGGAUGAGCCCCGAGAGCUUAAAAGAUGGGGUGUUUUCUAGUAGUAGCGACGUGUGGAGUUACGGUGUCGUCAUAUGGGAGAUGGCCACGCUCGCUAUGCAACCAUAUCAGGGUCUGUCUAACGAGCAAGUAGUUCGGUACGUAGUGGAGGGCGGCGUGAUGGAACGACCGGAGCAGUGUCCGGACCGCCUGUACGAGCUGAUGCGCGCCUGCUGGGCCCACCGACCCUCCGCACGGCCCACCUUCCUGCAGCUGGUGGCGGACCUCGCGCCAUCCGCGCAUCCGCGCUUCCGGCAGCGAUCCUUCUUUCACUCGCCGCAGGGCCAGGAGCUUUACUCGUUUCAGAGGACCUCAGUCGAGGAGGAGACGGAUCUGCCGGAAGUGAACGUGGGCGCGGUGGCGACGGGCUCGGGAUCCAACCUAUUCGGGGUGUCGGGGCGGCUAGCGUCGUGGAUGCGCGAGCUGCCGUCGCUGCGCAGCCGCACGUCGAACGACGCGGCCGCCGAGCCCCUGCAGCCGGCCACGCCUCGGCCCAUCGCACUAAAGGCCGCUCCCAACGGAGUCCUGCGUGACCCCGACCCCGCCUCCACGGGCUGCUAGCGUUAGGCGGCCACGCGGCCCCCGCGGCCCCCGUGGCCCGGUCCCCGGCCGCUUUAUCUACCUCAGGCCGGCCGCGCGCGCGGUCGGCUCUUCGAAUCCUAGGUGUAAGCGUAGUUAGUGAAAUCACGAGCGGCGUCUGUCGCUCGCUGUGUUAUUUUAUUUAUUUUGUACGUACGCGCUCGUCGCUCGACGCCCGAAGGCCCCCCGAUCACUUUCGACUCUAGCGUAAAUUUAUCUCAAAAUUGUCUUAUUUUAUAGGGAAAUUUUCAUAAAUCUUCUCUGCAUUUACUACACUAAUUUAUUGCACACGGAGUGUGCUCGCGUGCAGAGGCGACGAUUUUUUUAAAAGGUUAAUCUAGGCAAUUAUUCGUUUAACGUUUCUGGCGCGACGGGUGCGUUUUUUUUUUCGUCUGGCGAUUCGUUUUCAUAUCAGGAAAUUAAUAUUUUUGCUGGAGCGAUAUUGAGAGUCGAUCUAUCUCGACGUGAAUCCUAUAUAGUUUACCUCAUUAAUAUAGUUGUAUCAGUGUCGUUUUUGACAUGAACCGUUGUGCACCGACACUCCGACCGGACUAGUUUCACAGGCGACACCACAAAUAAGUACACCUGAUAGUAUUGUCCAGUCUACGGUGGAUCCAAAAAACACGAUUAAGUACAUAGUUAAUUACACAACAAAUCUCUGCGGUGCACAAUGGUGAUAGCCUAUUAAUAUUAAGUUUAUGAUGUAAGAUGUAAAGUGUGUAUAGGUAAAUGAUUGCUUAGAUAAGGUCGUGUACAAAUUACUUUGGUUAAUUUCUUGACGUUUAGCCGGCAAGCUUCUGAUGCUUGGCGCGGGCGGAAGGCGACCGGCCGCCACGUUGCUGUUAAGAGCACUCUUUGUUGAGAGUGCGCGCGCGCCGCAGCGCCACCGCCCGGCGCCAUCGAUGCAACUGUUUAUAAUACUCAGUUCUUCCCUUCCCUCGCGUCGUGUUUAUUUCCUUUACACGACGGAGAAAAACAAUGGACUUCAUUUGUAGCGACUCAUUUAGCUCUUUCUUUAAACCAGUAUUAACGUUUUCCCUAUUCACAUCUAACAUUCGAAACUACCUGCAGACGAUACUGAGUGUGUUCAUACCGUCUUUACAAGUGAAAUCCACUGCCGUUUCAGUAAUCGGUUUUAACCACCAAAGACUUAUACAACACUAACUAAUAAAACUGUAUCUACUGUUAUUUAUUAACACUGUGUUAUAUAUAGUUGCAAUCUUAUUCAUAUGUAAUAUUUGAUAAUAGUACCCAUGGGAAUAGUCAUAGUUUGUUGCAGUUGACUCUUUAAUACGAAGCUGAAAUCAAUGUGUUCUAUAUCAAUUACAAUGCAAUAGAUAUACCUGCCAUUAUUGUUGUUGUAUAGUUAUAUUAUAACAAUUGUUUAGUACGAAAUAUACUCUACUGUAUAUAGACAAAAUCUAGCUACAUAGGCUAGAACGCAAGUUGGAUUUUAGCGUUCGUUGCUAAGACUACUUCUUGACAAACACAGAUAUGCCUAAAGUCUGACUAGCAAACAUUAUUAGAGGACUGGUGACCGAAUGCAAUUACAUAUUUAUGUAUGUUAUUGUCACAGGUAAAUCAAAUUAUAUACGGGAUAUAUACCCAAUGAUAUACGUAUAUUUAAUUUGUAUAAUUAUUGUAUGCGAUUUCUAUAUAACGUAUUUGUAUUUUCUGCCUGAGUCCAAUUAACUUACAAUUAUUUUCAUAGUAUCUAUGAAAUUUUUCCAUUGUUGACAUGUUUAUUUUGUUUUUUUUUCUGCGUAAAUGGUAAUUCAGUAUCUCUAGAAAAUCUCAAUUUGUUUUUAAAGUUUAUGAUUGGGCUCAUAGUAUGAAUUAUUGCAAUGUUAUAAAUUCGUUCCCUUUACAUAGUAUAGUGUUAUUAUCUAUCUCGUACUAUGUAAAAUUUACGCUAGCUCCAUACACAAAAACUUACAGUAUACUAUUUUAAAUCUACAGGAAUAUUUAAGUUGUAGAUUUUAUAUGUAUUCAAUCAAAGUUCCAAUACUGCAACAAUCCUAGGGUCGGCAUCGCAGCGUCUGGCCGCACCGGCGACGCUGCGGCGCGGGCCGAUAUAAAAACUAUAACGAUAAUAUGCUAUAAGGGUAUAAACGAGUGCCUUCAGACAUCCAGCCUUCAGCGGAAUGCAGGAUUGUUGAUUGUGUGAACAUGCCGUUACAUAUAUCAUACGACUAUGCGGUUCCAUUUGUGUGUGACGUGUUACGAAAUUGUUUAUCUUGAAACGAUAGAUCUAUUUUUUUAUCUCAUUCCUUAAGAUGAACAGAGUCCUCAAACACAAUGGAAAACGUGUUACAGGAAUGCAAUUCGACGACGAUGUUGGCUGGGCAUGGGGCAAUGAAACUUGAAAGGUUAGCGUAUAGUAUUUAUUUAUACAUUUAACGUCUAAAUGUAUGGUCGCCGCGGCGGCCGAGGUUUCUGUCCGUUCAAGUUGUGAGGAUGGCGGCCGACGCGGCUCGCGAAUAGGGUGGGCUAGGUGUACACAUAAUCGAGUGUCGUUGUUUGUUGAGGGCUCAAGGCACGUUGCAUUGUUCGUAUUGUUUCAUUAGCGAAAACAUUUCAAUCUUCGAUUUCAAAUUUAUUUCCAAAGUUCAAAUCCAAAUAUUUCUUUAAUUUUAGAAAUUGCAUAGUGCCUUUUGCUCAAUUUAUGAAAAUGUUGUAGGUACCAUUAAGUAUAAUAUUAGCGCCAUAUUUUUAGUUCCACCUUGUAUGUGAAUCGUGCACAUUUCAGUGGAGUGGGAGAUGUAAGUCCCCUUAAGCAUGCAUACAUUAAAAAGGUGCCAUCUCGCACUACACGAAAUGUCGGGAAAUAGCCUAUUGGUUGAACAGCGGGAGUCUAUCUGGCAAGCUAUCGCGCCGCGGCGAAUCGCGUGCGAUUACAGUUCCUGUACCAACGAGCGAGCCCGGUUUCCUUGCGGCUGCGAAUCGCCUCACACUACCACGCUUCUAGUGCAAUCGAAGUAUGAUUCGGAGUUGUAUUAAGCUUAAAGCACUGGCUGAGUGUUGUGGGGGGCGGAGCACGGCCGCACAGCCGAGGCAAGUCUCGCACAACGUUGCCUCACACAGCGUUCCCUGCGGGCUUUAUAAACAUUUAAUUUCUUCGCUCUUAUUUUUAUCAGUAUUUCCUUUUUAUUGUGAUUUCCACCUAGUAAGGCAGUUACAUUACCUCAUUUUAGUAAUUAUAUUAUGCAUAAAUUAUUGACUGAUAAAAUAAUUUCCAAAUGAUGUGUUCCUCGUGUGAUUUGUGUGCGUGUUUUAUGUAUAUGAAGUGGUGGGGGUAGCGUUGUGCUCUAUGCUCAAUUUAGAUACAAUUUCACCAAACGAUUGAGAUAGUGUACAAUUUUUAUA
Molecule: messenger RNA, 8022 nt
Organism: Hyposmocoma kahamanoa
Lineage: Eukaryota; Metazoa; Arthropoda; Insecta; Lepidoptera; Cosmopterigidae
Gene: InR
Product: insulin receptor-like
Exons: 27
Coding region: 292-4638 (1448 amino acids)
Biological process (GO): multicellular organism development; positive regulation of phosphatidylinositol 3-kinase/protein kinase B signal transduction; positive regulation of MAPK cascade
Cellular component (GO): axon; membrane; insulin receptor complex
Molecular function (GO): insulin receptor substrate binding; ATP binding; insulin receptor activity
Source: RefSeq, a predicted model, not a curated record